AAUGGCUCUGCCACCAUCCAAGCUAUACCAUCCCGUGGACAUCAAAGGCUCACGAGUCCUCAUCACUGGUGCUACUGCUGGCAUUGGAGAGGCUACCGCUCGUCGCUUCGCCGAGAUCGGCUGCGAAAUUUACCUUAUUGGUCGGCGGGAAGACCGGCUGAAGGCUUUGAAAACGGAACUCGAGAAACUACCAGGAACUAAGAUCCAUCCCAUCGUAUUUGAUCUGAAGAAUGUGGAUAAAAUGCAGCGGAUCGUCGAUGAGGUUGGCGGCUCACUUGACAUCCUCGUGAACAAUGCUGGUUAUGCAGUCGGCAGACCAGCCGCUUGGGAAGCUGAUGUCACUGAUAUUCACAACAUGUUCAAUGUGAAUGUGAUCGGCUAUAUGGCAUUAAUAAGACUGUUCCUCCCAGGCAUGCUGCGCCAAGGACGCGGUCACGUUGUGAACGUUAGUUCGAUAUCAGCCACUGAGCCUUGUGAUCAUUCUUCUGUUUACACCGCUACCAAAUACGCCUUGAAUGGAUACGCGAUGGCCGCCCGUAUGGAUAUCGUGGACACGCCAAUUCGAAUCACCAAUAUCUCCCCUGGCAUGGUUCAUACUGAAUUCCAGCGGGCUCGCUUCAACCACUCCCCCUCUAUGUUUUCUACUGCUGACUCUGUCUAUGAUAACAUUGUUUAUCUCAACCCAGAGGAUAUCGCGGAUCAGAUCAUAUAUUCUGUGACACGGCCAGCACAUGUCCAAAUCGCCGACAUUAUCAGCUACUCGACAAACCAGGCUCGUGAUAAAUACGUCGAAGCCAGAGUCGGCCCGGAUCUCGGGAAGGCGGAGUGCCUGCGUAAAUUCUCCAGCCUGUGAUGAACGAUGUCGCUUUCAUGCCAUACCGCACUUUUUUCAAUUUCACCGGUGCGAGAUCCAACUCCUGCGUCGGAGGCCGCUUUCGAAAAGCAUACGCA
Molecule: messenger RNA, 951 nt
Organism: Perkinsus marinus ATCC 50983
Lineage: Eukaryota; Perkinsozoa; Perkinsida; Perkinsidae
Product: NADP-dependent L-serine/L-allo-threonine dehydrogenase, putative
Exons: 7
Coding region: 2-853 (283 amino acids)
Cellular component (GO): cytosol
Molecular function (GO): oxidoreductase activity
Source: RefSeq, a predicted model, not a curated record